UUUCAUUUCUUGUUUAAUUUCUAGAACUUUCUCCAAAUGAACUUCAAAAAACGAAACCUCGAAUAUCACAGGUAUUUUGCUAACACUUCGCGCGCCGUGAUAAGUGUUCAUCAUUCGAUGGUAGCUAUGGUAACAUAGCAGAUGGCCGAAAUUAUCGAGAUUCCAUUUUCAAGGCUUCAAGAUAUGGGUUUUGUUGUGGAGCCACACAAGGAUAAUAAAGUAACUUCAAAGCGUAUGGAUAUCAAUUCUAAUUCAAAUAUAGAGGUACCUAUUGAGAUUGCUAAACAGCUUGGCUUACUAAAACCCGGUGGUUGUCCGCCUUGUCCUAACCCACCAUGUGGAGGCGCUCCGCCCGGCUGUGACGUUAAAGCAAAGUCUAUUUCCGAAGUGCAGAUUAAUGGUCAUGGUGAUUAUAGUGCUCCGGUUGGACCUGUGUUCAGUGUCGGUGAUGCACCGCCACCCGGUAUAGUGCAUCCGGAACUAUUAACGCUAAAUUUAAAAGGUAAAGAUGGCAGAAUCGGUAAGCCAGGUCCUAAGGGACCACCUGGUGAUCCUGGACCACCCGGACCGCAAGGACCAAUGGGACCAAAAGGUGAGCAAGGAGAUGAAUGCAUUGCUUCAAAAAUGCCAAAAGAUAAGCAAUGUUCUCCUGACAUUGUCAACAAUCUGCUGCAACGACUUGAUAAAAUAGAACACAAUUGCGCAUGGAACACUACUUUGCUGGCUUCUAUCACCCUUAAUGUUGUCAACACACUGGCAAAUCAAAAACAUCCAAAACCAAAAGCAACAGUAGUUAAAGAUCAAAGACCUCCUCCUCCAGAAAAGAAGGAAGAUAAACCUGCUUCACCUGCCCCUCCACCAUCACCUCCUUCCGCACCACCACCACCACCUCCACCGACAUCGGCGGCUCCGCCUCCUCCCGCUCCUCCUGCUCCACCACCACCACCGCCUCCACCAGGACCACCUCCAGCACCAUCUGGCGGUGGCGGCGGUGGAGAUAGUGAUCUUAAAGGAAACGCCAACGUGCAGUCCGAUGUAAAGAUCAAUCUAAAUGGAGCUGAAAAAGACAAAGCUGAUGCAGCCUGUCGAAGAUCUGGUGUAUGUGGUCCGGAACUUAACAAACCGCUAUCUACUCAACCUGUUGCUGCAGCUCCUGCACCUGCUGCUUCUGUAGCAGAUACCACACCACAUGAAACUUCUUCUGCAGCCAGUGCGUUACAAGCUUUGCAGCAGUUGGUCAGUCAAGACAAAACACAAAAUGGCGUCACUAAAGACACGGCCACCGUGAUGAUUAACGGCGUGCCGGUAAAAAUUCCGUUAGGAAAAUAAAUUGUUUAGGGUGUAUUAACAAAAUUAGCAAAGUAGUACUUAGCUUUCUCACAAGUAUAGAAAAUACCUUUUUUCAAUGCUUUCGUGUCUUUGCUGCAAUAUUUAAAAUGGUGAUAAUUUUAAACCUUUUACGCUUGCCUGUUCGAUUUACGGUGCUUAUUUUCUUUUUCAUGCUAUUUUGUUUCCUAUCCUAAUGAAUCCCCAUUUCUUAUAAACCUUGUUCCCAGGGUUUCUUGCUUUUUUCACAUUCAGGUCUGGCAUCAAGUAAGCGAUGCGGCUCUGACAUUAAGCAACAAACAAUUGGGACGGGGGUAACUUCUUAUAAAAACAUAUUACCUAUAUUUUUGUAAACUUUUUUUCAAUAAAAAAAUAUGUACAUACAACAA
Messenger RNA from Hydractinia symbiolongicarpus, 1715 nucleotides. RefSeq names its product protein enabled homolog. The transcript is spliced from 8 exons. The record is from RefSeq and is a predicted model, not a curated record. Bases 142 to 1329 code for a protein of 395 amino acids. Lineage: Eukaryota; Metazoa; Cnidaria; Hydrozoa; Anthoathecata; Hydractiniidae.